Messenger RNA from Triticum turgidum subsp. durum (durum wheat), 1800 nucleotides. NCBI's taxonomy places the organism in Eukaryota, Viridiplantae, Streptophyta, Magnoliopsida, Poales, Poaceae. The record is from the annotation of a GenBank genome assembly.
AUGGACAACCACGACGCUCCCAAGCGCAAGCGCGGCCGCAAGCCGAAGCCGCCGGCCGCCGCCGCCGCCCCCGACAACGGCACCCACGACUCCGCCCCCUCGCCGAAGCCCAAGCGCGGCCGCAAGCCGAAGCCGCCGGCCGCCGCCUCCCCUGACAACGACCACCCCUCGUCCCCCCUCGCCGCCGCCGCCGACACCCCCGAGCCAGGUUCCUCCUCCGGGCCCCGCGGCCGCCGCAAAUCCCGACGCGGCCGCCACGAGCUCCCGUCAGAUGCCGACGCCGCCCUCCGCGCGCCCCCCUCCCCGACGCGGCGCGGCGCGUCCAAGGGGGCGGCCAACAUGAAGGUAGAGGUCCCGGCGGUGGAGCCGUUGCGGUGGGAGCAGGUGGCGAAGGUGAUGCCCUCCAUGGAUGCCGUGGUAAAGGUCUUCUGCGUGCACACGGAGCCGAACUUCUCAAUGCCAUGGCAGCGCAAGAGGCAAUACAGCUCCAGCAGCAGCGGGUUCAUCAUUGGGGGGCGCAGGGUGCUCACCAACGCCCACUCCGUCGAGCACUACACCCAAGUCAAGCUCAAGAAGCGCGGCUCAGACACCAAGUACCUCGCCACCGUCCUUGCCAUUGGCAACGAAUGCGACAUUGCAAUGUUAACCGUUGAUGAUGAUGAAUUCUGGAAAGGAGUUCUGCCGCUGGAGUUUGGAUUGCUGCCAGCACUUCAGGAUGCUGUCACCGUUGUUGGUUAUCCUAUUGGAGGAGAUACAAUUUCUGUGACAAGUGGUGUAGUAUCUAGGAUAGAAAUCCUCUCAUAUGUUCAUGGUUCUACAGAACUUCUUGGACUACAGAUAGAUGCAGCUAUAAAUUCAGGAAACUCGGGGGGCCCUGCUUUUAAUGAUCAGGGAAAAUGCGUUGGUAUAGCUUUUCAAUCUCUUAAGCACGAAGAUGCAGAAAACAUAGGCUAUGUUAUACCCACCCCGGUUAUUAAGCACUUCAUUCAAGACUAUGAGAAAUCUGGAGAGUACACAGGUUUCCCUAUACUUGGGAUAGAGUGGCAGAAAAUGGAAAAUCCCGAUCUCCGCAAGGCAAUGGGAAUGAAAUCUGACCAAAAGGGUGUUCGUAUCAGAAGAAUUGAACCAACUGCUCCUGAAUCUGGAUGCAUGCAACCUUCUGAUAUUAUUCUUAGCUUUGAUGGUAUUGACAUCGCCAACGAUGGCACAGUCCCAUUCAGGCAUGGAGAGCGCAUUGGCUUCAGUUACCUAGUUUCACAGAAGUAUACUGGUGAGAAGGCACGUGUCAAAGUUCUCCGGAAUUCGAAAAUUCAUGAAUUCAACAUAAAGCUCUCAAUCCACAAAAAGCUCAUUCCAGCUCAUAUAAAGGGCAGGCCACCGUCGUACUACAUUGUUGCAGGCUUUGUUUUUAUGGUUGUAUCUGUUCCAUAUCUUCGAUCUGAGUAUGGAAAAGAUUACGAAUUUGAUGCCCCCGUCAAGUUGUUGGACAAGCAUUUACAUGCAAUGGCGCAAUCACCUGAUGAGCAGCUUGUGGUGGUCUCACAGGUGCUUGUGGCAGAUAUCAAUAUUGGUUAUGAAGAACUAGUCAAUACUCAGGUUCGUGCGUUCAAUGGGAAAGCAGUAAAUAAUUUGAAGCAGCUGGCGACCAUGGUGGAAGAUUGCAAGGAGGAGUUCUUGAAGUUUGACAUGGAUUACGACCAGGUUGUUGUUCUCGAGACGAAAACAGCUAGGGCUGCUACUCAGGACAUUCUAACGACACAUUGCAUACCUUCAGCGAUGUCAGAUGACCUGAAGGCCUGA